GAAGUCAAUCGACUGCAUAUCCCCGACACUACUCCAGCACUCGCCUGGCAAGGCGCGCCAGCGUUGUGACGUUCACACCGUCUACACUCUAGAAAGAGAAGGAAGAACUUGGUUAUCAAAGGCGCUCUGAAGAAUACCACUCGACCGACAACACCACACAAACCAUCGUCAAAAUGGCCGGCAGUCGUAUCAACUUCACCAACUACCUGCGCAACCUGAAUGUGCAGGAGCCGCAGGUCGAGGAGUAUGUGGCUCCCAACGACGAGGAGCUCGCGCUAUUUACCAACACCAACUUCUUUGACUACGAGACGGGCCAGAACACCGACUACCAGGCGCCGCCUGUCAAGCCCGAUGCUGUUGUCGCUCCUACUCCCGUCGAGACUGCGGCGACAUCGCCCGAUGUGCCGACCGAUGCCUUCAUGACCGAUUUCCUGUCGGGCCUCGACCAGGGCUUGGAAUUUGCUGCUCCUGCAGCCGACUUCAACUUUGGCGACUUUAGCACCACCUACACCUCGCCCACCAUCCCGGCCUACCCAGACACUCUAGGCCAGCUCCAGCCCAUUCAGCCCAACCCGCAAGCCGCCUACCCUCCGGUUUCGCAGCACCAUGCGUCUCAUCACGUUCAGCACCCCCACCAGCCCGGCUAUGUCCUUGCCAACCCUCCCCAGCUAGGCGGUAACAAGCGCAAGGCCAGCGAUGCCAUGUCCGUUCCCCCCACUCCUAGCGCUCGCGUCAUGAGCUUCGAGGAGGCCUCUCGCCUUGCCGCCGAGGAAGACAAGCGAAAGCGCAACACCGCAGCUAGCGCCCGAUUCCGCAUCAAGAAGAAGCAGCGCGAGCAGGCGCUCGAAAAGUCGGCCAAGGAGAUGAGCGAAAAGGUCACCCAGCUUGAGGGACGCAUCCAGGCUCUCGAGACGGAGAACAAGUGGCUCAAGGGCCUCGUCACUGAGAAGCACGGCAGCAAGGAGGACAUUCUCAAGCUUCUCCGCGAGUUCUCAGCCCACGCUGCCAAGGUUUCCAAGGAUGCUGCUGCGGCCGCGGCUGACAAGGCUGAGGCUGCGGCUGACAAGGCUGAUGCUGAACGCGCCAGGGAAGAGAGCUCCAUCUGCGUCUCCACCUCUUCACCCAGUUCCGAUGAAUCCGUCGACUCGAACAACAAGAAGAGGAGGAAGGACUAAGGUCGAGCUUUCGGUGACGAUGACCAUUUACUUGUGGAGGAAAAGGGGGUUUGUGGUCAGAGGCUUUUUGGGAUAACAGUGGAUAUACAUCAUCAUACUGUCUGAGGCGUUUUCGCGUUGCUUUUGCUUUACUUUUUGGUUUUGGCUUUCAUUUUUUUUUGGUCUUGUGGUCGUUCGUGGUGGAAGAGAGUUGGCGGCAGUAGUUUUGCUUGCUUCUUCCUUUCCUUCUUAUCACGUUCACUCUCAUCAGCAUUCUGCUUAGCGGUAAUCCCGUCUUGAGCUGCAUCUGACUUUGGUUGGUCGGGUGUAUUGCGUGCGUGUGCCUGCAUAGGUGCAAAUGGGUGGACGGAUCGACGGACGAGCGGACGGACGGAUGGAUGGUACGACAUGAAUGAUUGAGAUAUCACAAUGGUGGCUACAGGACUCCGGUAUAACUAUAUUCAUGGCGGUUACAGGACUCCGACAUUGGCGGUUACAGGACUCCCCCUCAAACAUGAAGAUCUCAAAAGAAGAUUUUGAUGAAACGAGUCAUGGAAAGAAGAAGAAUACAAUGGGUGUGUGAUGUGGAAGAAAUUUCGUUUGUUUGGCUUUAGCUUUUGAAAUGCGUGAUACCAUGUUUGAAAUUGGGAAUCUGGACGGGAGUAAGGAACGUUUACAUUUACACAUGAAUAUACGAGAGAAAUGCAAAGUAUAGUACA
Molecule: messenger RNA, 1873 nt
Organism: Neurospora tetrasperma FGSC 2508
Lineage: Eukaryota; Fungi; Ascomycota; Sordariomycetes; Sordariales; Sordariaceae
Exons: 2
Coding region: 174-1175 (333 amino acids)
Biological process (GO): regulation of transcription by RNA polymerase II
Cellular component (GO): nucleus
Molecular function (GO): RNA polymerase II transcription regulatory region sequence-specific DNA binding; DNA-binding transcription activator activity, RNA polymerase II-specific
Source: RefSeq, a predicted model, not a curated record